Oppiella nova is the source of this 1331-nucleotide messenger RNA. Lineage: Eukaryota; Metazoa; Arthropoda; Arachnida; Sarcoptiformes; Oppiidae. The record is from the annotation of a GenBank genome assembly.
UCGUUGCGAACCAAAGUUCACCACAAAUUGGCCGAUCAUUUGGCGACCAUUUGUGUGGACGCCUUACUCGCCAUCAGACAAGAGGGCAAACCGAUCGACCUGUUUAUGGUUGAGAUCCAAGAGAUGCAGCACAAGUCCAUUGAGGACACGAGUCUCGUGAAGGGACUGGUCUUAGAUCACGGCGCCCGACACCCGGACAUGAAGAGACACGUGAGCAACGCAUACAUACUGUGCUGUAAUGUGUCCCUCGAAUACGAGAAGACGACAGUCCACUCGGGCUUCUUCUACAAGACGGCCGAAGAGAGGGAACGCCUGAUCGACGCCGAGAGGAAGUUCAUCGACGACAGAGUCCACAGAAUAAUCGCGUUGAAGAACAAAGUGUGCGGAGACGACAAGGAGAAGAACUUUGUGGUGAUAAACCAACAGGGAGUCGAUCCCAUCUCACUGGACCUCCUGUCGCGCGCCGGCAUUGUGGCGCUCCGGCGGGCGAAGCGGCGCAAUAUGGAGCGCCUGACGCUCGCCUGCGGAGGCUUUCCCAUGAACUCGUUGGACGAGCUGACCGAGGAGUGCCUGGGAUGGGCCGGUCAGGUGUAUGAGCACACGCUGGGAGAGGAGAGGUAUACGUUCGUCGAGGACCUCAAGAACCCGCUGUCGGUCACGAUUCUGAUCAAAGGGCCGAACAAGUACUCCAUAGUUCAGGCCAAGGAUGCCAUUCACGACGGCCUGCGAGCCAUCAAGAAUGCCAUCGACGACCAGAGUGUGGUCCCCGGGGCCGGCGCUUUCGAGGUGGCCCUCUAUUCGGCGCUCGUUGACUACAAAAAGGAGGUGAAAGGAAAGGCACAGUUAGGCGUCCAGGCGUUCGCCGACGCGCUACUUAUUAUACCGAAAACGCUGGCAUUCAAUGCCGGCUUCGACCAGCAGGACGUCAUCAUUAAGUUAUUGCAAGAAUACAACGCUUCCAAACAGCCGGUCGGUGUCGACCUCAACACCGGAGAGGCCAUCAAUCCAUUGGAUUUGGGAAUUCUCGACAACUUUAAAGUGAAGCGUCAACUCAUCAACUCGUGUACGACAAUCGCCUGCAAUCUGUUAUUAGUCGAUGAGAUCAUGAGAGCCGGACUCACGUCACUAAAAGGCGACAAAAUCUAAAACCCAUUGUUUCUUACGAAGUAUUUUAUAAUGAAUUAAUUAAAAACACGGAAUAAUUUUUUAUAAUUUGUUUAAUUAUUAUUAUUAUUUACAUAAAACACAAGAAAAGUACACAUUUGUGAGCGAUUUAUCAAUUAAUAGAUCCAAAACCUUGAUAAGAGUUAACCGAUUGCACCGUUCGAAAC